GGCCCCGGGGAGACCUUAUCUGACUGGGGGAAUCAGCCCCAGGCCCCGGCGAGGUGGGCGGCCUCUGUCGGGUACCACUCCGGGCCUCACGGUACAAACCUACCUCCAAGUCCCACGCGUUUCAAAGGCUAAAUCCCCGCUCCCCCACCCUGCAAUAGGUGCUGUCCCCCGGGGCGCCAGCUUCCCCAGCUGUGACUCCGCCGCCAUUGGGGCACAGAGGGUCCGUCCUUCUGAAGUGGCGGCCCCGGCCCCGUCCCUGUCCUGGGCCCGGCGCGCACCCACCGAGGGCGCUGUCCGGGAGGCGGCUGGCGAACUUGAGGUCACUGGGGAUGGUGAGGAUGUAGAAGAAGUGGAAAAAGAUGUCCACGGCCACGAUGGCUACCACGCUGAGGCCCGCCUGGGCCCGGAUGCGCCACAGCUCGCCCUCUCGCCGCACCGGCUCCACCUGGCUCACCUGAGGGACGGCUAGUGUCUGAGGAGGGGAGGCAAGCCCUGCGCGAGGAGCCCUGUCUGAGCGGUGCCUUGCUUGCCCCACCCUCAUCCCAGAGGCCCUGGAAGAUGAGGCACCACAUGGAGAGAGAGGCCACAUACAGGAGAAUGGAGGUGCCCCUGCUGAGCUGGCUGAACGGGGCAUGUGAGUGAUCCAGGUGGCAUGAUGUGAAGCAGAAUUACCUAGGCCACCCACAGAAUGACCUCGGUCUAGCCUGGGACUUCUUCCCACCAAAGCCGCCAGUGACACCGAGUACAGUGCCAUGUUCAUCCUAGAUCUUCAUUAUUGGUUACGGAUCCUCAGCAGAUUUUUCUCCUGUGCCGACAGCUUCCUUGGAUCGGGAUAGACAGACAACUCAUCACUGGCUGUUUCUACCGACCGGCUCCGAGUCUGUCCCAGCUGUUUCUCAAGCUCUCGAACCUGAGGGUGGUUCCACAACAGGCCUACAGUCAGACUCGACCCUCAGGGGGGCUGCCCUGUGAUGUGACAGGAGACCCCACUAGACAGACGACAACACGGUUCCAGGUCCCUCAUCUGUGAAGAGGCCUGUGAGUACACGCUGCAUAAUGUUGUUAUGAGAAUUCAGUAUCCUGAACUUGUCUGAGCCUGGGAAUCCCCAAGACGCUUCUUGGGAUGACAAAUCUUGGGGCCCACUCCAUACCAACAAGUCAGAGCUCCAGGGGAAGAACUCGGGGAUCUGAAUUUUAAACAAGUGCUACAGGUGAGGAGACUGCGACACAGAGAGAUGAAGAGGUUUGCCCAAAGACACCAAACUUAUAGACCAGUGACUGAGGCCAGACUCAAACUCAGGUCUCUUGAACCACAAGGCCACACACUGGUCGUUAACCACAGUUUUUCAGAGACCUCUCCCCCUUCAUGUUGGCUUCAGGGAUCCCACAGGAGACCCUGAGGGUACAAGCCACCUGGGAACCUGGGGAUGAAGGCGAUGCACUUGGCAAAUAGUGGAAACGACACACCUUUUUGUGUGACUCUUGGUUUCUUGGUACAGCUAACCUUCGGAUGGUGUCUCUUGCACGCCAGGCACUGUGGGCUGGUGGAAGGAAGUUACUGGAUCUGAGCCUGACCCAGAACAAGCAGCAUGAUGCUCAUGGGGCCAAGCUCCUGAAUGGAAGCCAUUGUCCCAGCCAUGGCCUUCCCAGGCCCAGGCCCACCCACGACGACCUGAACCCUGGCCUGGAAAUACCUUCUGGGCCACCCGGAGCUCCUGCUUCACAGCCUGGAUCUGGUUGCGGAGGUCACUCAUCUUCAGAUCGGGUGGACUAGACUUCUGGGAAACAGGAUGGGUCCUGCAGCGGCUUUCUGAACUUUCCUUAGUAGCCACAGACAAAACCGCCUGUGAACGCUAGCGUGAAAGACAGAUCCCAGAAGACUGGGUCUGGGGAGUUCCAUGGACCCCAGAGGCUCUGGGCAGCCCCGCUGAAAACCACUGGUCAAGGAAACUAGACCUGCACACAGGGCCCAGAAGGCCUGGACUCAUCUGGUCUUCUCAUCUAGGAAACGGCUGCUUCCUCACAGCACCCCCAGGAGGCCAAACAGAGGAACCAGUGUGAGCAGAAUUUGCAAAUUGGGAAUUUACAUAAAACACACGUGCAUCUUUCUUUAAUCUAUAUUUCUGUAUGUCCUUCCGCCGCCUGGCUGUGUGCCAUCCCUCCCCACUGCUGUUGGGAGCCUCUCUGCUCCCCUGCUAAGCUGCUGCUUUGAAUCUGCCCUGCGUUGGGAAGCAACAGUCCCUGCCUGUCAGAUCUUCGGUGCCCUGAGCCCCCUGCUGGCUCUGGUGGGUGGCGGUACAGGAGCCGUGAGAGCAGUUGGGAGCCUGAGGGCACGGAAAGAGCACACCGAUUGGAUCCGGAUCUGAGACCCAGGCGGCAAUAACCAUCUCCAAGCCUCGUUUCCUCUUCUGUGAAAUGGGGACACGUUAUACCAGCCUCCGGGGUACAUAAGAUGCCCGGGAAAACACGUGUCCCGAGGAAUGGAGACUGCAACCCACCACGCACUCUUCCGUCAGAAACCUCCCAGGCUCUCUGCAGCCACAGAAUGAAGUUGGACUUCCUAUUCCAGCUACCAUCAAGGCCUCCCUCCACAGGUGACCCCGGCCCAGCUUUGUUUGGAUGUGUUCCCCUUUUCCUCCUCAGGGGCCCUGGGCUGCAGCCAAACGUUAUCCAGCUGAUGCCCAGCUAACAAACAAAAUAGGAAUAUUGACGCUUUCCUGCUCUGAGCUUGCACUGCUUCUGCUGGAAGGGCCACCCCCAUCUUCCUGCUCCAGCAAGGCCACUUGAGGAAGCCCUCAUCCAUCCCACCUCCUGGCUGCCUCAGCCACCUGGGAAUUGCUCAACGGGCGUACAUCGAGCAGAGGACAAUCAGGGCCAAGGUCCCCACCAGAUCUGUAAGAACAAGGUCUAGCUCAUAACCACAGAGUCAGUGGUCAAUGUCCAGCCCACACCCACAGGGCUAAGGUCAUCUCCAGGCCCACAAAGCCAAGGUCCCUAACAGACCCACAGGGUCAAGGUCUCCAGCAACAGAACCAAGGUCUAACUCCGACCUGAAGGGCCAAGGUCCACUGUACAUGCUGCUGGAUCUCAGGAAAUCCUCCCAGAACAGCUAACUCCCCUGUCUUGUCCACCCUUCUGGAGCAGCAACAGCAAGUGGUGUAGAGCAAAUGCCUACUUCCACUGGGGCUUUUUCACGUCCAUGAUACGGUGUUUGAGCCAGAGCAUCCAGAUAGAAUGGAUGCCGUUGGCCCACCGAACAUGCAGCGAGCAUCACGGAGAACUCUUGUCAUGAGUCCCAGCGGGGUCACCCACACUGCCUGGAAUGCCUGCCUUCUGCCCCUGCUGUUCUCGUGCUUCCGUUUCCCAGCAAGCUGGCCUACCUGGCCUGCUCCAUUCCUCUCCCCUCUCCCUCACUUCCAGGAGUCAUCUGGACAAGCUUGAGCACAGCUGAACCUUGCACUGUCUCUUGAGCACCUGCCCUCUGGAACCUGCUGUUUGUCCUGCCCUGUAGGCUCCAUGGCAGCUGGGCCAGCCGACCUGGACUUCAGAGCAGAAACUGUCGCAACAGCGGUGGAGCUACCUGUGAAGGCAAAUCUGUCCUCUUCUAUUUUCUUUUUGAGGUGUUUGAUUUCAAAGUCCCUCUCCUUCAGCAACUUAUACAAUCGCCCGUUCUCAUCCACUGUUUCCCUGAGUUGAUCCCGAAGCCGUUCAAUCUCGUCUUCAAGCAUCCUGCAAGGCAAAGGCAGAAUCACAGGAACCGUUGGGCAGGGGUCAGGCCUCCACAGCCCAGCAUUUUUCAGUAGAACAUUGUGAAAAUCGAGAAACCAUGAAAAGUAGAAUUUGCAGAUGGAGAAGAUAGAUUCUGGGUGAAACCAGAAGCAAAGAGAUAGCUCAACAACUGCUGUGAUUUUUUUUUUUUUUUUUUGCAAAAUGACUAGCAAAGAAUUUUGUUUCAAUCCAGACUCCUGCUUCUAAUAACCAAUAUAAAUCAAUGCAUCUGUGUGACAUUGGCAAAUUUAAAACAAAAUGAGAAGAUUCUGGACUCCUUUCAACUGUUUCACCAACCAUAUAAAAGCAAGGAAUCCAUAAAUUGCUUCUUCAGGACAGUGCUCCUCGGAGAGUCCAAACUUGCAUUUACCUCUGCUCAAAGCUGGUUUUUGAGUUCUGCUCCCCGGCUUGGAGGACGCUGAGGCCAUCAGAGAUCUCCAGGGGCUCUUUUUGGUCAUCAACUCUGCUUUGGAGGCUAAGUUCUUUUUCCUUCCGUUUCUCCAUCUGCUUCUGUAACCUUCUGUGCUGCAUCUCCUGCAUGGCCCUGAACUGGAGCCUCAAGGUGUCCUGUGAGCCUUCAUCCUCUGCCAUCUUGCCCUUGGAGUAGGAAAAGAAACCUGAGCCUAAGCAAAUUCCACAAACUGCUCCUUUCCCAAGAGUGCUCAGCACAUAGUCAGCCCUGUCCACAACACCCAAACCUGGAGUUGGCUGCUUAUCUUUGCAUGUGUCCAUGAGGAAGCUUGGAAGACCCACCCUCACUUCAGGUCCCCUGAAAGCCAAAGCUGAGCCAAGCUAAGCGUCAGCUCUCUACACACCCUCCCAUGCCUGAAUGUGCCACCAGACCUCGAAUGGCAUCAGAAUACUCUCCCCAUCACUCAGAUUCAACAGUUGACUCCUUCCUGUCCCUAAAAACAGUGGCUCUCAACUCUGGCUGACCAUUAGAAUCUCCUAGGAGUCCCUAAAGUAUAGCAAUGCUGGGGCACAUCCCUGGACCAUUUAAAAUCUUAAUCCCUAGGAAUGGGGCUCAGACAUCAUUACUGUUUUUAACUAAGGUAUAAUUUUAGGUUGAAUUAUAAUUUACACAUAGUAAAGUGCGUAAGUCCUGAGUGUACAACUCAAUAAAUCUUUACACAGGUAUGCAGCCCUGGCUCCGGCUAGGGCCCCGGUGGCUGCCGGCUCCCCCAGCUCCAGCCCGGGCCCUUCUGUACUUUUCCCUGCACUUACAGUGGUCACGCCGCUGCUGCCUUCUUUGGCUGCAGCAGCUCGGGCACCUCUUCUAGACGCCUUAUUGCGCUGCCCCGGCAACCGUCACCAGGGAAACCAGCCACGCCGCUGCGUGACGUACUCACGAGUCUACGGCAACCAAGAGGGCGCCGGGAGUUCGGAAAGGGACAGAGGCGCAGAUGGUCCGGGUUGAGGCUGUAAUUUGACUAGAUUGCGCAAAGAAAGAAUUGAUCACUGGAAGCAAAAGCUUUCUGUUCACCACAGGUGAACAGCUCUUUCCACCACAAAGGAUAAAUCUGAUUUUCCACCUGGGCUCCCCAGCUGGCUCCUGGUACUUGGUAUGAUGGAGAGUACCGUGGUUAUGCAUGAACGUUGGGUUACAAGCACCCUGGCAUCAGAACCUCUGUUAAACAUUUUCGCCCACAGCACCUGAUGGUGUGCUGCACGUGGAAAAUACUUGUUGACUCAAGACUAUCUCUCUGCAGAGAGCUCCAGCCCUGGAUGUGUCCUCCCACCAUGGCCGCCACCGCCUCUCCUCUGACACCCACCGCCAAGGUGGCCAGUUCUGAGAACAGCAGCUCCUUCUAUGACUAUGAGUACUACCUGCACGACGUGGCCUUCAUGCUCUGCAGGAAGGACGAGGUGCUGUCGUUCGGCAGAGUCUUUCUGCCCCUCUUCUAUGGCCUGAUCUUUGUGCUGGGCCUGGGCGGGAACCUCCUUCUCCUAGUGGUCUUGCUCCGGUAUGUGCCUCGAAGGCGGAUGACCGAGAUCUAUCUGCUGAACCUGGCCAUCUCCAACCUCCUGUUUGUGGUGACGCUGCCCUUUUGGGGCAUCUCUGUGGCCUGGCAUUGGGUCUUUGGGAGCUUCUUGUGCAAGGUGGUAAGCACCCUCUACACCGUUAACUUCUACAGUGGCAUCUUCUUCAUCAGCUGCAUGAGCCUGGACAAGUACCUGGAGAUUGCUUGCGCUCAGCCUCACCACCGGCUGAGGACCCGGGCCAAGAGCCUGCUCCUCGCAGCUGCCGUGUGGGCUGUGGCCCUGGCUGCCUCCGUCCCCGACAUGGUCUUUGUGAGGACGCAUGAGAACGCCCCAGGCGUGUGGGACUGCUUUGCGGAUUUUGGGGGGCAUGGGACCAUCUGGAAGCUCUUCCUCCGCUUCCAGCAGAACCUCCUGGGGUUUCUCCUCCCCCUCCUUACCAUGAUCUUCUUCUAUUCCCGCAUUGGCUCUGUCCUGGCCAGGCUGAGGCCCCCAGGCCAGAGCCGGGCUCUGAGGAUGGCCAUAGGCCUGGUGGUGGCCUUCUUUGUGCUGUGGUUCCCGUACAACGUCACCUUGUUUCUGCACUCGCUGCUGGACCUGCAAGUCUUUGGGGACUGCACGGUCAGCCAGCGCCUGGACUACGCGCUGCAGGUGACAGAGAGCAUCGCCUUCCUCCACUGCUGCUUCACCCCCGUCCUCUAUGCGUUUUCCAGCCGCCGCUUCCGCCAGUACCUCAAGGCUCUCCUGGCCACUGUGCUCCGACGACACCAGGCUCCUUACCUUGCCCAGGCCCCACCGUCCAGCUAUUCUGAGAGUAGUAGGCUCAGUGGCCAAGAAGAUAUAACUGGCAUGAAUGACCUCGGGGAGAGGCAGGCUGAGGGCUCCCCCGACAAGGGGGACGCGGGGAAGAAUUCAGCCUGAGUGGCCACACCGCCGUCCACGAGAGCAGAUGGGACCCAGCUCAGCUGCGCAUCCACCAAAGCCCUCCCUUCAGAGGUCUCAGUGACGGUGCUGGUAACCAGUCAGUUCUUGGUCCUCAGCCAUCAGCAGCGUUCGCUCUCUCCUGUCUUCUCCCUCCUCUUUCUCCACUGCCUGCCAGGACGCCACACUCGCUGGCCUGAAUGGCUCCCAGCUGACCCCUGGGCUUCCUAUCCUCGUGCUCUCCUGUCAUCUAACCUACACCAGCAGCCAGAGUAACCACAACACCCUCAGCCGUCUCUCCCAUCCCCCUCAGAGCAGCCCGAGGCCUGCCACCCACCAGACUGCCGCCUUCCCUGUGGCUCAGCUGGGGAGAUAUUAUUGCAAGAUUGUUUACUAUCACAGCCUUGAUGGUGGCUCCGGGGUCUGGCAGUCAGGAGGGGCUGGAGGUGCUCCACACAUGGGAGUCUGCGGGUGGGAGGCAGAGUGAGCACGUGUUCCUGGUGGUCCAGGAGCAUCUGCCUCCCUCUGCCUCCCACGCCCCCUCUCAGGAGCCUUCAGGGCUCCCUAGACCCUGCACUACCAAGUCCAGAACCUUUGUCCAAUUUAAGGCUGGAGCUUUCACAAUUAGAAUCCCAUACACCAUUUCACCCUUGUACUCCUUCACCUCCCUUUUCAUUUCCUGGUUGCCACACCCAUUGUUCUUUCCUGCACGUUCCCGUCUUUGCUUUUACGCUUUCCGGCUCCCUUAUGGAACAGGGAUCAUUUUCCAGCCAGGUAUCCCCUCACCCUUGUUGUGUAACUGAAUCCUACUUGCUCUGGGAAACCACUCCGGGGUCACUCUGCCCUGUGCUUUGGGUAGAGGUUGGGUAGAGCAUGGGUCUUUGACCAGUGACGACCUUAUGUUUCCCUGGCACAGUGAUUCAUUUAUGGAUGGGCACAUGACCCAGGCAGAGCUUGUGAAACGUAACUUGACUAGAGCAUGCUAGAACAGAGGCAUGAAACUGAAGCCAAGGGGAUGUGAGGUCUGGAGCUGCUCCUUCAUUGGUUCGAACUUCAGAAGGUGAGGUGACAGCAGUGAGUGAGCAGAUCCUGGGGGCGGCGCUCGAGCCCUAGAAUCAAGGCACGGCUGAAGCUCAUCCCAAGCCUGGACUUGACGGUGACACGAACCAAUAAAUUCCUUUCCAGUU
Messenger RNA from Balaenoptera ricei (Rice's whale), 7856 nucleotides. It is a transcript of the gene ACKR2, whose product is annotated as atypical chemokine receptor 2. The record is from RefSeq and is a predicted model, not a curated record. The coding region runs from base 5425 to 6669 and encodes 414 amino acids. Gene Ontology annotation, cellular component: membrane. Gene Ontology annotation, biological process: chemotaxis; immune response; G protein-coupled receptor signaling pathway. Lineage: Eukaryota; Metazoa; Chordata; Mammalia; Artiodactyla; Balaenopteridae. The transcript has 14 exons. Gene Ontology annotation, molecular function: chemokine receptor activity.